AUGGGUUGUGUGCCAAUAAUCAACACAUAUAGUGAUCCACGUAUACUCUGCAUUGUUGCCCUGUGGACUGUGCUUCUCCUGCUACUUGCGUACUGUUUAUGUGGGAGGAAUUUGCAAAUACAACGGUAAGGAUCUUUUAGGGGCUAUUCACAGAAUACUUUAAUUUUGAAAUGAGUCCGUCCCAUCUCCAUAACUUUAUUACUCUGUAUAUGUUUACUUAGUAAUUUAAAGACAAAGUUUCAUUCCUACACAAGUCAUUCUGGAAUGAGUUCAUUCCAGUUUUGAAUACAAAUUUAAUUCAUGUGGUGUGAUAUUCCAUUCUGGUAUUGUGUAACCUGAAUACAAAGUUAACUUUGUUCUGAUUAGAAAUGUAAUAGCAGACCAUGUAGUUGUAGGCCACCAGUACAUUUGUAUCACUUUCAAGUUUAUCUGGCACAAACACCAAGGGAGGGAGAAUGCCUUAAUUAAGCUGAGCCAGUCAAUUUUCUGAUGUGAAUGCAAAGUGAAUUAAUUCUUGGACCAACAUAUAUCAACAUCUUGUUUUUUACUUAACUGUUCAACUUGUAGGUUGUUAAGAUUCACAUGCAUUUACUUAACAGUACUUUGGUCCUGUGGCUCUUCCUUUUUUUCCAGUAAUAAUUGUCUAUGUGUUGGAAUAAUUAUUAAUAGGCCUCCCAAGCAGAUAUUCUUUUGGCUCGUAAUGCAGUCCUCCCCAACAGUCAUGGGGCAAAACUGUCAAUGUGUGAUGCAGUCCUAAGAAUGUCUGUGUGGGAGAAAUGGAAAAAUAAAUUGGUCUAAAUUCUACAAACAUGAUCAUACCAACUUUAAAUAAUACAAUCAUGCAAGCAUCAAUUUUCUGUGCUUGAUAACACAUGUGCAUCUGCUACAUUGCAUUUGCAGUUCAUUGAAUGUUGUGUUUGACAAGAGAGAUAAUCUUCUUUUUUCAGGAUUCUAACCAUGGGACUUGCUAUCCUUGCUGUCCCAUUCCUUCCAGCAUCAAAUAUCUUCUUCACAGUUGGUUUUGUUGUAGCUGAAAGGGUGCUGUAUCUCUCCAGUAUUGGCUCUUGUCUGAUCACUGUUCUUGGAUUUGCCGCACUAAGCAAGAAAUACUUUGGAAAAAAGCUGGUGAGCAAGAAUGAUGUAUACCAGUAUAUAUUCACUUGUCACUCUUCAAAGACGUGCAACAUGCUGGUUUGAAAUUAAGACUGCUUACAUGUACAUGUAUGUUAUUUAGGUGUCAUGCUCUUUUUAGCAAUGUAGCUUGACCUUGUUGGAGGAAGCAAUUGUUUUUCUACAGGGGAAACACUCCAUUACGCAGAUUAUGGGUAGUAUUUUUCCUUUGAAUUUAACUGACCAAACGAGGAGCACAAGGAGGGGAAGUACCUAACAGGCUGGUGGAGCCAAGAACUGCAGCUGAGUGUACCUUGUAACCAUGACAACCCUGUCAUGGUGUGCAGGGUCCAGGCACCAUCACACUGCGUACAAGUACAUGGAUUAACCCUUUAAGUCCAGAUGGUGACCAACAUCAAUAAUUUUCCCCAAACGAUAUCCAUACAUAAUUUGUCAGGAGAAAUGGUUAUGAGAAUUAAUUAAAUGAUCACCAAAGAGAAAAUGCUUUGAUCUUUUAUUUAACUCUCUCAACGUAUCUCUAAGUAAAUGUAUGAAUAUCAGUGUGGAGAAUUUGUAUGUGGAUAUUGGGGCUUAAAGGGUUGAAGGGUACGCUGGGUACAGAGUAGGGAGCCGAAAACUUCACCAGCAUAAGCAGUGUAUAGCAAUAUACAUGUGUAACACGCACAGGGUACAGAGGAGUUAUUUGGGCAUGACCUUGGUUGUUGAUUGUAGUUAAAUUUUACAGUUGAUACCGCACAUUCCCUUUGACUUUAUACUGUGGAAUCAAGCAAACCGUCAUGCGAUCAUCUUACAAACCUGGUUAAAUAUUAUCCAAUGCUCCGGAAAACCACUGAAGGUAAUGACUGUGGACGAAUAACAGCAGCUACACUGUAGGAUAUAAUAAAGAGACAAAUAACACAUCUGCGUCCUGUGUAACACCCUGACAAGAAUUAAUUAUUUGAUAUUUUCUGCUGCCCUGCACCUAUAGGUUUUAGGAUUAACUGUUGGUGCACUGAUAGCUUGGUACAUGGCUCGAACAGUACAGGUAAGAAAAAUGACCCUUCUGCUCGUAGAGCCUCAGAUAAUCAUAUCAAAGGGGUGCCUGGAAUUAAGCCUGAUGUUAGACAAUCAAAGAGUGAGGGUGUAAUUGCAUUGCAGUAUCCCUUUCAUCCAUGUUUUUACCAUCUAUAUCACCAUGUUAUAUUCUGUACCAAAAGUUAUUACGUAAUUUGCUUUGACUUGCUUCCUAUGCAGACAUUUCCAGGUUAGGCAAGGGACUUGUGGCAAAUUCCUAAGAAAUCUUUGUGGGGGCCAGUUCUUGCCUCAGAUUUCAUGGACUAAAAGUCUUGGUCAUACGCUUUCCCCCACUGAUACUACUAUGGUACAGGCACCCCCUGUCAAAAGAUACUGAGCUCAGGGUUCUCACUAAGUUUUAAAGUAUACAGCUAGGAUGUAAAUGUAGGUGGCUUAGCAAUCAAGUUCUGUAAUUAAUUUCAGGCUUGCAUUCGGCCUUGCUUUACCAUUUUUCCUAAAGAGUACAUGGCUCAAACCUAGUCGUUUUUUUAGCCAGUUGCCAGCACUUAAAGAGAACCCUGUAGAAAGCUUAAAAAAUAUGAGCUUCUCCAUAAUACAGACACCUUGAUUUGUUCCUCUGGUGUUCGCCUGAAAGCGUUCUUGGAGUUGUGGCUGUUUUUAUAUUGCCUUCUUCCUUUUUUCAGAGAUCCACAGAAUGGGUUGAUGAAGACACUUUAUUCACUUCUGGACUCACUGUUUGUCCACUCAAUGCCAAGGUAAAUGAAAUAGCUGAAGGGAUGUUCUCACAGUCAUGAUUGCAGCUAGCAAGACCUCCCAUAAGGGACCAUUUAUGCAAAAUACUGUUAGUAAUCAGUCUUGCCAGUCAAGAUGGAAAACUCUAGGAAGUGACCUCCUCUAGAAAAAGGGGCUAUGUCAGGUGGAUACUGUUGGACCCUGUUGUGUCAGGACAGAAGGACAAUUCUGUGCUUAAGUCACAGGUCGAAGUGACUGUGCCUACCACAUCCACUUUCUUGUAUUUUUUUAUUCACUUUUUUUGUUAACAUACAUCUAGGCUUUGAAUUAAUUUUUUUUCAAGGGUUAACUUAAAUAAGCUAUUCAUCAGCAUUGUAAUUGAAAUUGUAAUCGUAAGUAACACCAGGGCGGUGCCUUGCAUGGGUCUAGGGUCCCGUUUGCACUUGCCCUUUUGGGGAUCAGCAAUUGUUUUAUAAUUAUUCUUGUGAUUAAAAUUAAUUAUUUUUAUUUUAUUUCUUUAAUCAUAUAUCUUCUUGUCAAUCCUUUCAUGAUUGCAGUUUUGCCCCAAUAAAGUGCCCCCCCCCCCUCCCCCUAGUUACCUAGUUCCCUUCCCCAUACACAAAAUGCUUCUUUAAAAUUAUGACGAGGCACAAACCGUAGUAAUUUCUUUUGGUGAUUCUCGCGGGCAUGUCAUUAGAACUUGAAAACAGACGACAGGAAACAGCUCUGAUGCCUUAAUAUAGUCUUAAACAACAAAACGGGACCUCGUUAAUUUUGGAAUUCAAUUGAUGCGAAAAACGUUUAUUAGCUUUUUUUUUUUUUAAAAGAAUAGCAAAUAGCGUAAACUAUCCCCUGUUCCCUGUAACCACCUAUUCCUGGCAUUUUGACUUGGUUGCGUAUGAGAGAAUUUCGCUGUAGCUCUUGUGGACCUUAGUAUACUUAUGAUCAAUUUUGUCCCUUCAACAGGUUCAUUACAACAUUGGCAAGCUGAGAGCUGAAAAAGGACAGGCAGGGAUUGCUGAGAAGUUUUACAGAGAAGCAAUCAGGUACCGCGUGGAACUGAUAAACACUCAUUGUACUGGUUUAUUUAGGCAAUAGACCACACUUUCUAUGGGUUUACCGGCGUGAUAACUCACGCGGCAUGUUUGAAGAACACGAGAAAAGGUUGUAAAUCACGAGCCGAACGCCAGUGAUUUACAAGCUUUUCGAGUGUUCUCCCAACAUCCCAAGUGGGUUAUCACGCCGGUAAACGCAUAGAAAGUUUGAUCUAUUGCUUUUAUAAAAUAACUAACCAGAACUAUGAGUUUUACCGGCAUAGCUUUUUAACCAAUCAGAACGCCCGUACUAUCUUGGUUAUUUUAUAAUUCUUGAUAAUUGACGUCGAGUCAAAUGAUAGUUCUUGCCUGUACUUAAAUGAAGUUUCCUUUGAGCGUUUUUAACAAUAAAAAAAUAGCCUGCAGUUUAAUCCAAGCAUGAAAAGGUUUGGGGAACGGCCCUUGCCUGCGGAAGUUCCACGGGUUAUGUUUUAAAGAAAUAUUUACUUCAGAUUGGACAUAUCAUCACGUACCGUAUAGAAUUGUCCCAAUACACAGGAUUUACUGAGGGUGCGUUCGAUUGGGAAAUCCGGAUUUAGAUUUUCAAAAUCUAAAUCCGGAUUUCCCAAUCGAACGCGAAGUCCGAAAACGGAUUUCACCUCCGAGAAAUCCGUCCUCAGGGUGGAUUUCAAUUAUGAAAUCCAAAUCCGGAUUUCAUGGAUUUUCUUUUUUUUUUUCUUCGAUUGGGAAAUCCGAAAAAGGAUUUGCGAAACUAUUCUCGUGAACAGUGGUCUUCUUUUUGCUAAGUAUGCGUGCGCGUGCAAGACCGCUGUUCUUAAGGACAGUUCUUCAAAUCCUUUUUCGGAUUUCCCAAUCGAACGGUUAAAAUGAAAAUCCAAAAACAGAUAUCUCAGCGUUGAAAUCCGUUUUCGGAUUUCGCGUUCGAUUGCAAAUCCGAAAUCCGGAUUUUGAAAUCUAAAUCCAGAUUUCCCAAUCGAACGCACCCUCAGUUUCAUUCUUGGAAGAGCUCGUUUUUUUUUCCUUUCUGUUUGUUUUGUUUUGUUUGCAUAUUUUUCUUAUAUUUUCUCUACCCUAAUGGCUUUUUUCCCUUAAUUUUUCCCCUUGCUGCGCGAGGUUAUGCUAUUCGCGUAUUUCUAGUAAAUUUUUGUCGUUCUAAAGUAUGCAGGUUCUAGGACAAUUAAUCACUACCUUCAACAGUGCAUGUCUUAAAAGAAAAGACUAAAAUGAUAUCAACUAAUUUUAAUUCCCUUAAAUGGUAGGUUAAACCCAGCAUACGAUCAAGCUUUAAACAAUUUGGGAAACCUUAUCAAGGUAUGACGUCCUUGUACAACAUGUUACAUAUAUUUUAUUUUUGACGCACAUGAGACGUUCAAUAACGGAGAGGCAGUAAACAUGUGAAUACUCCAAAAUAUGCGUACUUAGUUUUUGUGGCAGGAAAGAGUGGGAAGUGUGAGUUCUAGAGGGCGGGAAGGGGAAAAUAUGGGGAAAUUAUGCAGCAAUACUCAAUAUUUCGUAAUCGAAAAAAGAGCUGGUGGGAGAAAGCCAAGAAAAAAAGUGGUGUGUGAGAUAACUUAUUAACGAAGCCAUUCUUGUGUAUAGGAAUAACUUUGCGGCGGGCUGGAUGAACUUAGGCACCGUAAAGGCAGCAUUGCAUAAAGAAGAUGUGAGUUUGAUAGCUUUAUUCAUGUUUUCACAAAUCAUUGAUUACGAUCUGACCUUCCAGCGAGCUUUGUUUUUCUGUGUAACAACCGGAGAGCGGCCAGGCGCGCAGGUGGUGGUGAGCCAAGCUAGCAGAGAGAGAAUUAAGGGUAUACUUAAAUCUCAAAUCAAACUUGUGCCUCGUCUUGUGCCAGUUUUUCCUAUUUCUUUCCCUUGAUUCUCUCUGCACGAUUAUUUCUUCCGCACAACUUCGAACUCUCUGAUCCUACAAAAUUUGUUUCUUAGGAAGCCGAAAAAUGCUACAGCAACGCUAUAAAAUACAGACCAAGAUAUCCAGACGCUUUUUUCAACCUUGGAAAUCUGGUAAGAAAAAAAGGUCAAUAGUUUUUAAACGUUCAAAAUGCAUAGUGCAAGCAGUGCAGAUACAAUGAUAUAAUCCUUUUACGUAAACCCUGGAUAGUUUCCCAUUGAUUGCUUUUUCAUGCGUAUUUAUACUGACCUUAAAAUCUUCUCCUCCAGUACAUCGAUCAAGACAAAACUGUAAAAGCCAUUGCCGCAUUUAAAACAGCCAUCAAUUUAAAAAACGAUUAUGUGGGUGCUUGGCUGAAUCAUGCUCUGCUUUUAGAAAAGUCAGGUCAA
Porites evermanni is the source of this 6230-nucleotide messenger RNA. The record is from the annotation of a GenBank genome assembly. NCBI's taxonomy places the organism in Eukaryota, Metazoa, Cnidaria, Anthozoa, Scleractinia, Poritidae.